AUGGGAGGUAUAAGCGGAAUAUACAUAUUGGAUUUGAAAGGAAGGUUAAUAAUUUGUAGAAAUUAUAAAGCAGACCUUUUGACGAACGUAUGCGACGCGUUUUACGAGAAUGUAAUAUUACAAGACUCAAGUACACUAAAACCAGUGUUUCAUAGCGAUGGAUGUACCUUUUCCUGGAUUUCCCAAAAUGGGAUUUACUUUAUAGCGGUAGCCUCAUCAAACUAUAACGUUUCACUGUCAAUCUCGUUUUUGUACAGGUUUGUAGGAGUUUUAACCAGUUACUUUAAACACCUGAGCGAAGAAAGUAUCAGAGAUAACUUUGCAAUUGUGUAUGAAUUACUGGAUGAGAUGGUGGAUAACGGAUUCCCCCAAGUGACAGAAGUAAGCGUUUUGAGAGAGUUUAUUAAGAAUCAAUACCACCAAUUAACACUUGACAAGGUGCGGCCGCCAACAACGAUGACAAACUCAGUUUCAUGGCGAAGAGAAGGAAUCAAACAUAAAAAGAACGAGCUGUUCCUCGACGUCAUAGAGAGCCUAGACCUGAUUUUGUCGGCAAGCGGAACCGUUUUAAGGUCUGAAAUUAAAGGCUGCCUAAAGAUGAAAUCAUACCUCUCAAAUAUGCCAGAAGUUUUUUUAUGCCUUAAUGAUAAACUUUUAUUCUCAACAGAUUCCGGCACAAUCGGCUUAGAUGCUAAUGGGAAUUCUGUUAAAAGCUUUGUUGAACUGGAAGAUGUCAAAUUCCAUCAGUGUGUUGAACUAACGAAGUUCAAUACAGAUCGCACAAUUACAUUUAUACCACCAGACGGUGAAUUCGAACUCAUGACAUAUCGACUACGCUGUAGAGUUAAACCGCUUUUCUCACUCUAUGUAACUUAUAAUAGUAAAUCCAGCACCAGGAUAGAGUUCUACGUGAAGGCAACUUCACAAUUCAAGUCAAAAUCAAUGGCAACUAACGUUGAAUUUCUUAUCCCAGUACCAUCAGAUGUUAAUUGCCCCGAAUUUAAUCCAACGCAGGGAAGUGUCAAGUAUUUGCCAGACCAGGACGCAAUAACUUGGUACGUUAAACAGUUUCAAGGAGAUAAAGUUUACACAAUGUUUGCAUCAUUUGGACUUCCCUCAGUCUCAGACGAGUCCAGAAACACAUUCUCUAAGAACCCAGUCAAAAUUAAGUUUGAAAUUCCAUAUUACACAGUCUCGGGAAUCAACGUUAAACACCUCAGAAUCACUGAUAAAACAGGAUACAAAGCUCUUCCGUGGGUUAGAUACAUCACCAAAAACGGUGACUAUCAACUAAGAAUGACAUAA
This is a messenger RNA of Theileria annulata, 1305 nucleotides long. RefSeq names its product clathrin-adaptor (medium) chain, putative. NCBI's taxonomy places the organism in Eukaryota, Apicomplexa, Aconoidasida, Piroplasmida, Theileriidae. The record is from RefSeq and is a predicted model, not a curated record. The transcript has a single exon. Gene Ontology annotation, biological process: vesicle-mediated transport; intracellular protein transport. Gene Ontology annotation, cellular component: cytoplasmic vesicle; clathrin adaptor complex. The coding region runs from base 1 to 1305 and encodes 434 amino acids.